AUGGCUACAAUGGCAGACGCGAAUUUAGAUGGUAAGGGUAGUACGACUCCGGGAAGGAUUACUCGGCCGGAAACCACGGGUGCGAAGAAUACACACUCUGAUACCACGUCGACAUCUGCCCCUGGGAAUUCAGCAUCGGCGUCGGCUUCGGCUUCGACUUCAACUUUGCAUUCCAAUUCGAGUACGACGACAUCUUCUCCGCAGCGAAUCAAUAUAACCCAUAAUCCGAGUACAAAUUCGCUUCGAAAUAUAAAUACGGGAGGAGCGGGGAUCGAAACGGGAACGGGGAGAGGAACGGGCGCAGUGCAGAGUGCGGCAUUGACGGGUGCGGCGCUGGCUUUUUCGAAUGCGAAGGGUAAGGUGACGCCGGUGGUGCCGAAUAAGUUUGCGGGUAAAACACAAUUGGGAGGGAAUGGUUUGGGGGGGAGAGAUGGCGCAUUGGCGGCUGCUACAAAGGCGGGGGUUGGAGGGGGAGGGGGAGGGUCCCCUAAUAAUGGAGGAGAGAGAGCGAGAAGUCCGUCUAAGGUUUCGGUGAUGGAUGCGGGGAUGGCAGGUGGACAGCAGAUACAUGGAUAUCAAAAAGUAGGGAGGGAAAGGACAGAGGAGAGUGAAACGGAUGGGGGGAGUGUUACUGGAGGGCCGGAAUAUCAAGGAGGACAGAGAAUGCCUCAAAACCGAAAUCAAAGACCGAAUGGACAUUUACUGCCCCCAUUUUCGGGUAUAUCGGAAACCAGUCCGAAGGUGAAAAAUAAUUCGGCGGCAUUUAUGGCGGCUAAUUUGGCGGCAAAGAGAAGUCGGGAAAGUAGCCCGAAUCACACGGGUCAAAAUUAUGGGAUGGGAAUAGGGAAACAGGCAAGCCCAUUGCCGAGUAGAAGACAGAGUUAUACGAGUUCGAUUGAUAGUACGGAUAGGAGAGUGGAUCUAUCAAGUAUUCCUCCUACGUCUAAUUUGGUGGAGAUGUGGGAGCAGCCGGGUAAGGGAGUGAAGAAGGGAGGAGGGCUUGUGGGUAAUAGGGGAAACGAGAUUGUGAAUAGACAGGAUCAGAAAAGACCUGCUUCGAGUCAUGCGCCUAUACCUGUUCUGAAACCGGCAGGGCUGGCCAGACCGGUUUCUUCUCAUGCUUCGGAGUCCUCAAAGAAACCUCGAAUUGCUUCUGAGCAAGCCACUAUUUCUGAGCAAAUCAAGUCGAAGUCGAAGCCUGUGGUACAUCCACGACCUCCUUCUUCGCAAGCUUCAGUGUCUGGGCCGUCAAAAUCUGACGUACAGCCUCGACCCGUUUCCUCCCACACUACUAGUUCCGAAGGUCCAAAACCAUCUCCUAAACCCCCAGUGCAGAAGCCUGUCAUACACAAUACUCGACCUGCUUCUUCUCAUGGCCCAACACCUAAUCUUUCUACAAAACCUUCAAUGCAGAAACCCUCCCGGCCUGUUUCUUCUCAUGGACCCGUACCUGUGAAACCGUCAGUAAAACCCUCGCUACAAUCUAUUCGACCUACAUCCUCCCAUACUUCGGAAUCUACUGAACCAUCCUCGAAGGCUUCGAUAAAAAAGCCCUCUUUACCGCCCCCACGACGCACGCCUGCUAAUCUCUCUGCAUCGGGAGAUCAAUCGACAAAUCUUCCCAUGCAUGCACCUCAGCCACGUUCAAUGCAAUCUCCUAUAUUGACAACAGCUCACAGAACUGAACCAACCUCGGAAUCUUCCAAUCAACCAUCAAGGCAUCCUUCUACCACAAAAACUCCUCGUAGAUCCUCUAAACCCAUACCGCUGUCUAGAAAACCAGUGUCUAGGCAAUCCUACAAUAACGAUGCUGACGAUGAUGGAUCCUCGGACGAUUCAUUUGUAUCCGCGUCUUCUCAACCUAAACCCAAAUCUCCCUCCUUGCGUGCAAAAAUAGCAGAGCAAAAAAGGCUUCAGUCGUCCAAUUACGCCCCGAGCAUGACUGCCGAAACUCUUUCCAAUGCUAUGGUAGCUGGAUACCUUGCUUCAUCACGUGCUUCCACUCCUUCUAUAUCUUCCGGAGUUAUUCAACCUCCAGCUCCUCCUCCCCCUCGACGACUCAAGAAACUUUUCCAAUCCGAUCACUCGAGAACGCCUACACCCCCUCAGAGCACUUUAUCAGCAAAUGGAGUUCCGACUAUGAAAACUACAAUGCGGAAACCGAAAACGGAGAAAGAAUUGAGGGAAGAAGAAGGAGAGGGGGAACGGAGAAGGGCUAAGAAACACUUGGUCAAGAAACAUCCGAAUAAACAUGAUGAGGGAAACCGAAAGAGGUGGAGAGAUGAAAUUACGGAGAAAGAAAGAAAAAGAUAUGAAGCGCUCUGGGCGAGUAAUAAAGGUCUUUUCCCCUACACGAUAGAUCAUCGUGGGGAAAUGGUGGAAAUUGAAGGCGCGGCGGAUACGGUGCCGGGAAUGGUGGUGAAGGAUCUGUGGGAGAGGAGUAGAUUGGGUGGAGAUGUGUUGGAGGAGACUUGGGAGUUGGUCCAUGGGAAAGGAUAUUGGGGACGUCAGAAAGAAAAGCGAUAUGGCAGGUUGGAGAGAGAUGAGUUUGUAGUGGGUUUGUGGCUGAUUGAUCAGAGGUUGAAGGGGAGGAAGUUGCCCGCGAGGGUUAAUCAUAGUAUUUGGGCGAGUGCGUCGUGA
Molecule: messenger RNA, 2640 nt
Organism: Botrytis deweyae
Lineage: Eukaryota; Fungi; Ascomycota; Leotiomycetes; Helotiales; Sclerotiniaceae
Exons: 1
Coding region: 1-2640 (879 amino acids)
Source: RefSeq, a predicted model, not a curated record